GUCGUGGAAUCCGAAGGCGCCAGCCAGACACAGAGGCGGACAUGACUCCAGCGACUCAGCAGUGGUGGGGGAGUCCGAGUCCGAGUCCGAGACCCAACCGACGGGGUGCGAGGGUGCGUUGGGGGCGCACGAACGGUUCUCCUCCGGCGGCGAUUCCCCUCUGCUCUCCUCCUCCUGGUAGUAAAGGUCCCCCGACCUUCCGCAAACGGCAAGUUCCCUUGUCCCGAGGAGGGGCGAAGUCGGAACCGUUGUUGAGCCGUGGUGGCAUGCUCCGAGCGAGCCCGCGUCGGUUACGGUAGUGGCUAGCGAGGAUCACAGGCAAAAAUAUGCAAAAAGAAAGCCCGAUGCGGGGGUCGAACCCGCAACCUUUUGAUGUCUUGCAUAAGAGUCAAACGCUCUACCGAUUGAGCUAACCAGGCAUUUCUUGUGCAUUUUUCUGCCCUGAUUAUUAUGCAGAGUCUUGAGUUG
Molecule: messenger RNA, 468 nt
Organism: Suhomyces tanzawaensis NRRL Y-17324
Lineage: Eukaryota; Fungi; Ascomycota; Pichiomycetes; Serinales; Debaryomycetaceae
Exons: 1
Coding region: 42-299 (85 amino acids)
Source: RefSeq, a predicted model, not a curated record